UUGCCAAGAACGCCGCUUGUCUGUCGUGACCUUUCACCUUCCAUCAGCUGAUUGGCCACGCCCCCUCCGGCACAGUAAGUUCAACAUGGCGGCAAAGGGAAAAGUUGGAAUUAUCGGAAGUGGCCUGAUAGGCCGAGGCUGGGCGAUGCUGUUCGCGGCGUCAGGGUACGAGGUUUGUCUGUUCGACAUCCUGCCUGAACAGGUGUCAGGGGCACUGGACAACAUCAAAAUGUGCCUCCAGGACCUGCAGAAAGCCGGCCUGCUGCGUGGCAGCCUGACGGCAGAUGAGCAGUUCGGUCUGAUUUCUGGCUGCAGCGAUUUUAAUGCGGCCUGUCAGGGGGCGCUGCAUGUCCAGGAGUGUGUCCCAGAGAACCUGGAGCUGAAGAAGAAGAUUUUCAGCCAGCUGGAUGCGGUUGCCGAUGACAACAUGGUUCUGUCGAGCUCCACGUCCUGUAUCCUGCCCUCCAAGAUCUUCUCUGGGCUCAAACAUGUCAAACAGUGCAUCGUGGCACAUCCGGUGAACCCUCCGUACUACGUCCCCCUGGUGGAGCUCAUCCCCCACCCCGAGACGGAGCAGAGCAUCAUGGACCGUACCCGCGCUCUGAUGAAGGAGAUCGGCCAAUCACCAGUCAGCCUGAAGAAAGAGGUGGACGGGUUCGCUCUGAACAGGAUACAGUACGCCAUUAUUGCAGAGUCAUGGAGACUCAUACAGGAUGGUGUGAUGUCCCCAGAGGAUGUGGACACCGUGAUGUCGGCCGGUUUGGGCCGGAGGUACGCCUUCAUGGGGCCACUGGAGGUCAUGCACCUGAACGCUGAAGGGAUGAAGAGCUAUGUAGAACGUUAUGGUGAGACCAUGCAGAGGGUGCUCUCCACGUUCGGCCCCAUCCCAGACUUCAGCGGCCCGGCGCUGGAAACGGUCGAUGCCGCCAUGACCAAUCAGACCCCCUCAACCCCCGAGGCCCUGACGGAGCGGAGGAGGUGGCGGGACGCUCGGCUAACAGGGCUGGCCAGACUCCAGUCUGACAUGGACAACAGUAGUUAAAGUCCUUCUCAUCUUUUUACAUCACUCAAAUUAAUUGUUUAUCUUGUGUUGAAAUGAAAGUGUAACUGUCCAGUAUGAGGUCAAUUACUAACAUUAACACUUGUUAAUUUUGAUGCCAGUAGUCUUGGUCCCUCAAUUAAGACACAUUUUAUUUCUAAAUCACUUACAGAAGAUGCCAUGCCUGCUGUAAUAUGUGAUAAUUAUUUUGUUAGAAUGACACAUUUGUGUUAAUGUUUGUUUGUUCAUUUGUUUGCACAAAUGUCAAGACCAAAACAGUCAGUGUUGGUCUGGAUAAAGCCAGUAUAGUCAGUAUAGCCAGUAAAGCCAUAUAA
This is a messenger RNA of Branchiostoma floridae (Florida lancelet), 1374 nucleotides long. Its product is annotated as lambda-crystallin-like. Gene Ontology annotation, biological process: fatty acid metabolic process. The record is from RefSeq and is a predicted model, not a curated record. Bases 86 to 1042 code for a protein of 318 amino acids. Gene Ontology annotation, molecular function: NAD+ binding; oxidoreductase activity, acting on the CH-OH group of donors, NAD or NADP as acceptor. NCBI's taxonomy places the organism in Eukaryota, Metazoa, Chordata, Leptocardii, Amphioxiformes, Branchiostomatidae. The transcript is spliced from 7 exons.